Molecule: messenger RNA, 1586 nt
Organism: Sphaeramia orbicularis (orbiculate cardinalfish)
Lineage: Eukaryota; Metazoa; Chordata; Actinopteri; Kurtiformes; Apogonidae
Gene: znrf1
Product: zinc and ring finger 1
Exons: 5
Coding region: 24-677 (217 amino acids)
Biological process (GO): protein K48-linked ubiquitination; proteasome-mediated ubiquitin-dependent protein catabolic process
Cellular component (GO): intracellular membrane-bounded organelle; membrane; cytoplasm
Molecular function (GO): ubiquitin protein ligase activity
Source: RefSeq, a predicted model, not a curated record
CGCCCCCUCCCAUUCCACUUUGGAUGGGGGGAAAGCAGAGCACGGCGGGCCGGCCCCGGGGUGCUUUUCCCGGCGUCUCUACGGAUGACAGCGCGGUGCCACCGUCGGCCCACUUCGGCCACUACCGGCCCAGCGGCACCAUGGGCCUGCGGAGCCGCUCGGUGAGCUCCGUGGCCGGGAUGGGCAUCGACCACAGCGCCGCCGUGCCCUUCGGCUUCUACACCCCGAGAGGAACGGACUCGGACCGGGCCGGAGGGGGGUCGGGGGGCACCACGGCCGCCCCCCACGGUACCGGCUACCAGGACACUGGGGGCGGAGGGCACCAUACGGACGGGGUGCUGUAUCUGGGGUCCCGGGGGUCGCUGGCUGACACCUUGCCCCUGCACAUCGCGCCCCGCUGGUUCAGCGCACACAGCGGAUUCAAGUGUCCUGUCUGCUCCAAGUCUGUGGCGUCCAAUGAGAUGGAGGUCCACUUCAUCAUGUGUCUCAGCAAGCCCCGCCUCUCCUACAACGAUGAUGUGUUGGCGAGGGACGCCGGUGAGUGUGUGAUCUGUCUGGAGGAGCUGCAGCAGGGAGACACCAUCGCCAGACUGCCGUGCCUCUGCAUCUACCAUAAAAGCUGUAUAGACUCCUGGUUCGAGAUCAAUCGUUCGUGUCCUGAACAUCCUUCUGACUGACGAACACGACGCCCAGUAUCAGCAACGCUUAAGAGGACAUGUCGUGGUCCCGCCGUGGACAUCUGGACACAGACUGAACCAAAUCUGAUGAAACAAUCAAAGUGAUCGAUCCAUCCUUAUCCAGACAGAACCAAGAUUAUUAUUCCUCAUGAACUGAACCAAAAAAAGCCACUGUUGAAGCUAUCAUCCAUUAUAUCUGCUGAAGAGACUGCUUACAAGCCCCUCCCAUCCCAUCCCUUCCAGCCCCGCCCCUCCCCUCUCAAAGGGCUUCAUUGGCCCCGCCUCCUCCCUGAUGUGCUCAGGUGGUCCUGCCUCCAACAGCAGCUCAUUGGCUGAGGCCUGUCACUCAUCGGUGUCCAGCCUCCUAUGGCCUUAACUGGGAACGAGAAGGAGUGUGUGUGGGGGGGUGGGGUCUGGCGAGGGGGGGUCGGGGGGGUGAUGAACCCAUAUGUCCAAAGGAUGUGGAAGAGGAUGGAGGUGGAGCAUGGUGACGGAUGUGACAUGGACUGGACUAACCUGUAUAUUAAACAGCAGGCGUCUCAUCUCACCACUGGACUCGCCGUUUGCAUCAACCCCCCCUGCCCCCUCCCCACCCCCCCACAUCGCUGCGCCCCCUCCUUGCCAGUUUGACUAAUAAUAACAAUAGUAAUCAGAGAACUGUAAAAGUCCUCCUGAGUUCACACCUGGGCCAACAGGGAGCGGUGGAGGGGGGCUUCAUGUGGGGUCUGAUGGUGAGGGGGCGGGGGGGUGGGGGCGGGGCUUAGAGGGGAGGGAGGGGUCUCCGGUGUAGUUUACGCUCCUGUUGUGUUCAUGUACGUGUGGAAAUUCCAGCGUUGAGCUUCACCUGGUCUGUGCAACGACAGCUGAAGCCUCGUUUGUGUGUAUGUGUGUGUGUGUGUGUGUGUGUGU